CAGCUCUGAGUCAACCGCCAAAGUCGCGAAAUUCUUCCUACAAAUACUACGUGGCCGACCCCGAACGCUUCCACUGCAGCCCAGUCGACCCGUUACAACUUCGCUAGAGUCGAGGCACAAUGACCACCAUGGAGCCUGCCGAGCGACUUGCCCUCAUCCGUGAGAACCUCGCCGAGGUCCUCAACCCCGAGAUCAUCGAGAAGAUCCUUAAUGAAGGAGGGAACCCCAAGAUCUACUGGGGUACCGCCACCACUGGUCGUCCUCACUGCGGCUACUUCGUCCCGGCCAUCAAAAUCGCCCAGCUCCUCGCUGCCGGCUGCGAUGUCACGGUGCUCCUCGCCGACAUCCACGGAUUCCUCGACAACCUCAAAGCCCCUAUUGAACUUGUCCAACACCGUGCCGAAUUCUACCGACGUACCAUAACUGGAAUCCUCCAGGCCGUCGGAGUGCCCACCGACAAGCUCAAGUUUGUGCUUGGCAGCUCCUACCAGAAGAGCCCCGAGUAUGUUAUGGAUGUCUACAAGCUGUGCUCUUUGGUCUCCGAGCACGACGCCAAGAAGGCCGGUGCCGAGGUUGUCAAGCAGACAGACAAUGCUCCUCUGAGUGGCCUGCUUUACCCUAUUCUUCAAGUUCUCGACGAGCAGUACUUGGAUGUCGAUGCUCAGUUUGGAGGUCUUGACCAGCGCAAGUUGUUUACUGCUGCCAAAGAGUGGCUACCUAAGAUUGGAUACGCGCAGCGUGCCCAUCUCCUCAACCCCAUGGUUCCUGGACUCCAGGGUGGCAAGAUGAGUGCCAGUGACCAAGACAGCAAGAUUGACUUGCUCGAAACCCCCGAGGCUGUCACCAAGAAGAUCCGGAAAGCGGCGGCGGCUCCUAAGGUAGUUGAGGAGAACGGAGUUUUGGCCUUUGUGGAAUUUGUUCUCCUCCCUGCCUCACAUCUGCGUGGAAACCGAGAAUUCCGCGUUGACCGUGAGCGCGAUGGUUUGGAACCACUGGUUUACACCACCAUUGCUCAGAUGCAUGAUGAUUACAGGAACGACGUGCUAUCACCUCAGAUCCUGAAGCCUGCAGUGGCAAAGGCUCUCAACGAGCUUAUGGCUCCGAUCCAAGAGGCCUACCAAGCUUCCACCGAAUGGCAGGAAAUUACCCUGAAGGCCUACCCGCCUCCACCUAAGAAGGAGAAGAAGGUCAAGGAUAGGGGUUCUCGAUUCCCUGGAGCGAAGGGAGAGGCGAAGCCAGGAGCUAAGGCGGAAGCCAAGCCAGAAGCCAAGCCGGAAGCCAAGCCGGAAGCGACACCGGAAGCGAAACCGGAAGCAAAUUGAUGAACAUAAGCUGGCCGUCCGAACGGAGCUUGAUAAAGAGAUUAUGUGGAGUUGUGGUAACGCGAUAAUCUGUGCAAAGAAUAGAAAGGAACAAUUUUUGAUACAGAAUAAACGGAUUGAACUCUUAUAUCCUUUGAACGCGUUGGAUUUUAUCCUUGAGAUUAUCGGUGUGAGUGCUCCCAUGUACCUAACCACACCAAACUAUUAAUCCUCCAACGCUGGAUGUGUCUUUGUUUGAUUCUGAGUAGAUAUUCUGCUACUCAUAGGGGUUUGGACUUGAUUUCUGUCUCACUUUGCUCCCAAGGCAGUGCUGGCAGUGUUUGCCUUGAGCCCCAAAAUGUCAGAGCAAUACAAAUAUCAGGUGAAGGCACUCGGAAUAGAGAAUCUACUGUACAAUCCUAAAGACAAGCAAUAAUGAUCCGCCUA
Molecule: messenger RNA, 1748 nt
Organism: Ilyonectria robusta
Lineage: Eukaryota; Fungi; Ascomycota; Sordariomycetes; Hypocreales; Nectriaceae
Exons: 6
Coding region: 120-1322 (400 amino acids)
Biological process (GO): tyrosyl-tRNA aminoacylation
Molecular function (GO): tyrosine-tRNA ligase activity; ATP binding
Source: RefSeq, a predicted model, not a curated record